ACCCCUCUUUCUCCCUCCCUCCCCUCCCCACCACCACCAACACCAACACCACCAACACCAACACCACCACCACCACAUAUACAUGUCCGUCAGCCCGGUGCCUUCCCCCGUAGCGGUCGCCCGUGCCACCCCCUCGGCCGCCAACUGCAUGGCUGCCCUCGCCCACAUCCGUCGCCACGAGCUGGCCCUCCCAGCAGACACCGUGGCCAUGGCCCGGGUCGUCCUCCCCACCCUCUCCUCGGCUGCAAAUGAUCAGUGGGACGUGCUGGAGCAGGUGGCAGUCGCUGCACUGCAGACAAACGAGAUGGUGCUGGCGAGCCAGUGCAUCCGGCGGCUGGCCAAGAAGUUCCGCGACUCGGAUCGUGUCCGCAUCCUCAUCGCCAUGAAGCACGAGGCCGAGGGCGAUGUCCAGGUGGCAGUGGAGAUGUACAGGGAGAUCAUCGAGGCCAAGCCCAACUCGCCCAUGGCUUACAAGCGCCUUGUUGCCGCCCACAAGGGCGCCGGCGACCUCACCGCCGCCGCCAAUACCCUCGCCACCUACCUCGAGACGUACAUGACCGACGCCGAGGCCUGGGCCGAGCUCGCCGAGCUCGCGCUGGAGAACGGCAACUACGGUCGCGCCGCCUUUUGCUACGAGGAGCUCAUUCUUCUCGAGCCGUACAACUACAUCCACCAUCUGCUGUAUGCCGAGGUCAUGUACACCGUCGGCACGCCCGAGAAACUCGACAUCGCCCUCGCUUACUUUGCCCAGGCCGUCGAGCUCUCACCGCAUGGCUCACCACGUGCCCUCACCGGCCUGCUCAUGGCUGCCGCCCGCCUCGGCGGCGCUUCCUCCACCGCUGCUGCAUCCUCUGCCGAAGGCCCCAAUCCGGCCGCCCUCUUCAAGCUCGCUCGCGACAAGCUCCGCCUCCUCUACACCGCCGACGCCCCGCAGAUGCUGGACUCUUUCGAGACCAUGAUUUCCGGCCUCUCUGGCUCUGCUCAAUAAAGUCGCAACCGCACGCA
This is a messenger RNA of Thecamonas trahens ATCC 50062, 1005 nucleotides long. RefSeq names its product tetratricopeptide repeat protein 35. NCBI's taxonomy places the organism in Eukaryota, Apusomonadida, Apusomonadidae. Gene Ontology annotation, biological process: protein folding in endoplasmic reticulum. The coding region runs from base 83 to 988 and encodes 301 amino acids. The transcript is spliced from 2 exons. The record is from RefSeq and is a predicted model, not a curated record. Gene Ontology annotation, cellular component: EMC complex. Gene Ontology annotation, molecular function: protein binding.